Molecule: messenger RNA, 4829 nt
Organism: Chiloscyllium plagiosum (whitespotted bambooshark)
Lineage: Eukaryota; Metazoa; Chordata; Chondrichthyes; Orectolobiformes; Hemiscylliidae
Product: histone deacetylase complex subunit SAP130-like
Biological process (GO): negative regulation of transcription by RNA polymerase II
Cellular component (GO): Sin3-type complex
Source: RefSeq, a predicted model, not a curated record
CCUGGCCAAUCCGCUGUCCAGUUGUUGGGAAGGCCGUCGAGGGGCGGCGGAGCCUCGGGAAGUGAAGGCGGACAGAGCCCGCGAUCUCAACCCCAAAGCAAGAUAACCAGCGGCGAGGGUCAGUUUCCAAUGAGCACUCAACAGUUUCCACGACCUAGCGCACCCACAUCAGGCCUGGGAGCAGGUCAGUCUUCCGUCACCAGCAUGCAGAACAGCAGUGGUCCGGGGGUGUCAGGCAACAACGCUGUAACAGCCCCCAACGAGGAGAUGAAUCGGGAUGUGGAGCACUUGCCCCGUGAGCAUUCUAAUCCGAUCCCUUCACUUCCAUUCCGAGAUGAGAAACAGGAGACUGUUGUGGUUCGGCCUUACCCACAGGUGCAGACUCAUGCACAGCCGCUACCAGCUGCACAGCACCAUCUACAGCAGUCUGGGGUGCCUGUAACUCUGGGUGCUCCUCCCACACACCUCACACAAGGCACCCAGCUCUCCUUCCCUGAAGGACUAAUGAAGACCACCCUGAAGCCCCCCUUGCCCAGUCGGCCCAUUGCUCCGGCUCCGUCAUCUGGCCUUGGACAUUUGGCUGUUCCUCCGAAGGUUUCAGGACAUGUGCCUGUUAGCAUGGACGCGAGUGUAGCGCAGGCCUCUGCAAUCCCUGUGGCAACGAUUAGUGGGCAGCAGGGGCAUCCUAACAUCCCUCAUCUGAUGGGUACCAACGUGCAAAUGUCAAUCAUCCGAAACUCUGUUCCAGCUUCGCUCCAUAUUGGACCUUCCACAGCACAGCCACAGAUGUUCUCAUCGCAUGUGCCAAGAGGUGCAGCAGUAGCAGCAGCAAUAUCGAGUUCCAAAGUAACUACAGUUUUGCGUCCUGCUCCAGCACCAUUACCAACAGCUGGAAAUCCUCAGACUGCUGUGCAGCAUUCUCUGCACCUACCUAUACAGUCUCGUCCUCCUUCAACCACCUCUACAGCAAUUCCUCCAGCAGUGGUAGCAACGGUAUCUGCAACACGAGCCCAGUCUCCGGUCAUUACAACAGCUGCAGCUCAUGGGACAGAUGUGGCACACAGUCGACCAGCGCUGACCAUCCAACCUCACCCAUCUGCUGCUACAAUUAGCAUCCAGCGCACACAGCAGUCCAGGGAUACAACAGCUCGAAUUACAUUACCUUCCCACCCUGCAGUGGCUGCCCAGAAACCACAGCUCCACAUUACACAGAAAACAAUGUUCAGUACCGGGACGCCAGUUGCUGCUGCCACUGUGGCACCCAUACUCUCCACAAAUUCAAUCCCCUCUACUACAAGUCAGGGUGCAGUUUCCCAUGCUCAAGUGACCAGCAGUACAAUUGUUAACAUGACAAUGGCCUCUCACACACCACACGCUCCCGUGGUCACCACUUCUACUAUUCCAGUCGCAAAAGUUGUUCCUCAACCAAUAACCCACACGUCCCCACGGAUCCAGCCUGACUAUACAACAGAAAGAGGAAACCUGAUCCCCAUCCCUGGUCACAGGGCCUCGCCUAACCCUGUUACCAUGGAAACACGAACUGAGAACAGACAAGUAUCUAUGCAGUUCCAGUAUUAUCUGCCAGCUUACCCACCAUCGGCUGCCAUUCCUGGCUACUCAACACUGGCACAUACCUUUCCAAUAAGCAGUACAGUGUCUACAAUACGCCAGUACCCAGUUUCAGCACAAACACAGAGUUCCGUGUCUGCAGCAGCCAUUGCAGCUCAGGCGGGUGUGGGUGUGGCCUCCACUGUCCAUCUGAACCCCAUGCAGCUGAUGACAGUCGACACCACCCAUGCACGUCACAUUCAGGGGCUUCAGCCUGCGUCAAUUGGUGCCCAGGGCCUUCAGCCUACUUCAAUCGGUCCCCAAGGGAUUCAGCCAGCUCCACUGGGGACACAGGGGAUUCAGUCAACAUCUAUCAGCACUCAAGCUAUGCAACCUGCACCACUUGGCCCUCAACAGACCACUGAGAACAAACCACCAGCAGUGGUGCUAGCAGAUGGAGCCACCAUAGUAGCGAAUCCUAUCAGCACUUUCAGUGCAACGCCUGCUGUGACCACAGUGAUCCAGACCCACACUCAGAGCAGCAGUACGACUGCACCAGCACAGGGAUCGUCUCCGCGACCCAGCAUUCUACGCAAGAAGCCUGCCUGUGAUGGCUUGGCUGUCCGGAAAAGCCUCAUUCCUCCACAGCCAACAGAGACUACAAGCCCUCGACUAGAUGGCACGAUGCGAACUGCAUCGGGAUCCCCACGACCAGUUGGUUCCAAAUCCAAACCAGAAAUCCACGUUUCCAUGACUGCGCCAGUGGCUGUCGCCAUGGAGGCGGUCAGCAGCCAGAGUAUGGAGCAAAUGUCUGUGCUGGGACAGCCAAAUUCCCAGCAGCCUCAGCCACCAAUCCCAACCCUCAUUGCAGCAGCAGCCCCUCAUGCUCAACCGACUGCGUUGUCAACUGUUACAGCGGCUGUCUCAGCCACGCCUUCAAGCUCAGUCUCCAUGGCCACAGUGGUAGCUCCUCCGUCACAGCCGGUCGCCAUUUCUGUUCCUGUCUCCAUGAGCUCAGCAUUACCAGAUUCUAAAAUCAAACAAGAGAGCGAGCUUGUGGACUCGCUGCAGCCAGUGUCUGUUACAGUCUCGUCAUCACAGCCCAUGUCAGUGAGCUCAGCUGCUCUGACUCCAAUGGUAAACAACCUUGGUCUUCCUGGUAAUGAGCUGCUGCCUGGUGCAUCCCCUCGGAAGAAACCCCGCAAACAGCAGCACGUCAUCUCCACAGAAGAGAGUGAAAUGAUGGAAACAAACAGCACAGAUGAAGAAAAGAACAGCAGUAGCAAGCCGGUUCUCCUCAAAGCAGAGAAAAGGAAAUCACCUCCCAAAGAAUAUAUAGAUGAAGAGGGUGUGAGGUACGUUCCUGUUCGCCCUCGACCUCCAGUUACAUUGCUUCGUCAUUACAGGAACCCUUGGAAGGCAGCAUACCAUCAUUUCCAGAGAUACAGUGAUGUGAAAGUCAAAGAGGAGAAGAAGCCCACAUUGCAGGAGAUAGCCAAUCAGAAAGGAAUUGUCUGCAAGGCCCAGGGUUGGAAAGUGCAUCUCUGCGCUGCACAACUCAUGCAGCUGACAAGUUUGGAACAUGAUGUGUACAGCCGCUUGGCUUCAUUACAAGAAGGACUGAUUCCAAAGAAGAAGGCGGCUGCAGAUGAUGACAUGCAUCGAAUCAAUGAGCUGAUCCAGGGAAACAUGCAACGCUGCAAACUGGUUAUUGACCAGAUCACCGAGGCCAAAGAUACCAUGAUGAAGGUUCUGGAUCAUAAGGAUAGAGUUCUGAAGCUCCUCAACAAAAAUGGCACAGUCAAAAAAGUGUCUAAAUUGAAGAGGAAAGAAAAGUCCUAAAACAUCAUGUUGGAUAGUAUCUGUUUUAAAGCCACUGUAUAGAUGUUUAGUUUGGUAUCUAAAUAAAGCCGAGAUUUGCAGGUGAUGCAUAGGUUCUACAGAACAUGAACAAUGCUGCAGUGUGUCCAGGGGUCACAGCAGAAGAAGCACUCACCUUCCCAAAAGCGCUUCCAUUGUUGGUCAGACAGUGAUAGAUUGAUUUGUAAGCCCCCAUUCCCCUUUGAAAAUCAUGAGUACCUACAAAAAGGUUUUGAUUUUGACCCAAUUUGAAACCUUUGAUACCAAGGAAAUAUCCUCUGAGCUAAAAGACCAGGGCUUCUUCCUCCCGUGCUUUUUUUUAGCCUUUGUUAACUACUUCGAAACAAUAAAUUCACACUAACCUACAGUUUUUUCCUGUUAACUUUGUAUCUCUGGGGUGUGAAUUUUGUACUAAUGGAUUAUCCAUUCCUCUGAAUUAGCGACAGUUCAUUACUUCUGUUGGUUUACAGAGCAAGAGAGGAUGCUAAUUCACUCAUCUCGAUUGGUGACCUUGGUCAGUUGCUGGAGUUAAGAGGGCUGGCUGUGGAGCAGAUGUGAAGAAUGAUUCGUUCCAACACCUACUGUUAGUGAGCAUGCAAGUGCAAUGUAGGUGACAGAGGAAGAAGUCCCCCAGUCAGAGUUUGUGUUCCUCUUCUACAGGUAGAAGAGGUUUGUAUCUUAGGGUUGCUUUUAUGGCUGUCCUUUGUGCUUGUUGAAUGGGACUCUCAGUCCUGAAAGUUCAGUGGUCUUCUGUGAUGACUGGGAGUGACUCAAGCUACUGUUUUCUCAAUGAGAAAAAGAAAAUCCCUAUAAUUUCCAUUGCUUUAAUUUAGGGGAGAAAAAGGUGUUUGCGAAUCAAACUCAUCUGCUGGUGGGCCCUCACUGUAUUGAGAGUUUGGUGUGACUCUUGACAGGAUGUACAACAGAAUUGUAAAUCUGUUACAAAGAAUAGCUUUACACUUUUGGUCUGCAGAGGAAGUCAGUUCUCCGCAUCUCUUGCUAUCUCACCAGGCUGAUUGGAACUGAGUGCUGCAUUGUUUCAGCUGAGUUCUCAGUUUCUCCCCACACCAGAUUCCUAUGCUGGUGAAGUACAGAGUCUUACCAUGUGAUGGUCUUUCUAACAGAACUUUUUAAAAAAAGUGGAAUAACUGAGAUUUUUUAAAACAAAAAUGAAAGCUCGCACAUUUCUCGUUAGACUUGGCAGCAUUUCUUCCUUCCCCACACACCGCUUGCCUCUUAGCGCAGACUCGAUGUGUUUGGUGUUUGACCAGUAGUGUUUGUACUCAGAAGGUUCAGUAGGUAAAGCCUGGACUACUGCUAUUGUGAAGUGAGUUUGUGUGAAAUGUUUGUAGUUUGUGUUGCAGUUUCUUGUACAUAUACACUUGGAGAUCAUUAAUAAACAGUACAAGCUUUUAUACCAA